Messenger RNA from Nyctereutes procyonoides (raccoon dog), 804 nucleotides. RefSeq names its product mitochondrial ribosomal protein S12 (gene MRPS12). The record is from RefSeq and is a predicted model, not a curated record. Bases 71 to 490 code for a protein of 139 amino acids. Lineage: Eukaryota; Metazoa; Chordata; Mammalia; Carnivora; Canidae. Gene Ontology annotation, biological process: translation. Gene Ontology annotation, cellular component: small ribosomal subunit; ribosome. The transcript has 3 exons. Gene Ontology annotation, molecular function: structural constituent of ribosome.
CCUCCGGGCGGGGCUAGAGGUCGCUUCCUCGCGCCUGCGGACCUUGCUAGGGGAACCUGCAGACGGCGGGAUGUCCUGGUCCGGCCUUCUCCGUGGCCUCCGCGCGUCCCUAAGUUAUGGCCAAGCCCUGGCCUCCCAGCUGUGGACCACCCGCACCAUGGCCACCCUGAACCAGAUGCAUCGCCGGGGGCUUCCGAAGUGGCCGCCUCCACCUUUGGGCCCCACGGCUGGCCGGCCGCAGCUGAAGGGAGUGGUUUUGCGCACAUUCAUCCGAAAGCCCAAGAAACCCAACUCGGCCAACCGCAAGUGCUGCCGUGUGCGGCUCAGCACAGGCCGAGAGGCUGUAUGCUUCAUCCCCGGAGAGGGUCACAGCCUGCAGGAGCACCACGUCGUGCUCGUGCAGGGUGGCCGCACCCAGGACCUGCCUGGUGUGAAGCUCACUGUUGUGCGUGGCAAGUAUGACUGUGGCCAUGUGCAGAAGAAGAAGUGACUGUCCAGGCCGCAGCAGGCUGGGGUUCACCCAGAACAGGAUCUUCCUCUCUGGAGGCCUGCAGUAUUCUUGGGAAGCUAUUCCAGUUCUGGAAGCACCUGGUCCUGGGUUCAAGUCCUGGCUUCGCCUCUUCCAUCUGGAACACUGCUUGCCCAUAGGGGUUCUGGAUGUGAGUUAGGAAAAGCACCCCUCUGUCUACACCCUUGCCUUCCUUGUGUAGUGCAUUGACUCGGGACCUCUUCUGCUGAGAUAAGGAAGGCCCUGUACUGCCGUCUCUGGGAAGGGGUUGCAAUAAAUACAGACAUACACACCCC